AUGGCGUGGGGAACAAUGAGCCGAUGUGACGGCGGCGGCGGCGGCGGAUCCGUCGCUCUGGAGCGGCCGCUGCGGCUUUGGUCCCUGCUAAUCGAAAGCGUCCGGUGCGGCGGAGGCGCCCAGCGGCCCAAUAGGAGGAACCCGAAGCCCGGAUCCGAUAAGCUGUCGGAGCUCCUCAAGCGGGCCGAAUGGUGGGAGAAUGAGGAAUCGGAGGCGGAGCUGAGGCGGAGGAGGAAGGAGGAGGCGCUGGAAAGGCUGAAAGGGGUGGCCAGGAAGCUUCAGGAGGCGGCGGAGGGGCCGUCGGUGGUGGAGGGCGCGGCGGAGGUGCGGCGGUUGACCAAGGACGACCCGGAGGCCCGCGCCACACUCGCCCUGCUCGGCGUGAUCCCUCCCCUGGUUGCCCUCCUCGACGCCCAAGAUCCCACCUUUCGCACUCAGAUCGCCGCCCUUUAUGCUCUGCUCAACCUCGCCAUAGCCAACGACGGAAAUAAAGCGGCCAUCGUGAAAUCCGGCGCCGUCCACAAAAUCCUGAAGCUCAUCCAAACCCCUCCCCACAAUCCGGAGGUUGCCGAGGCCGCCGUGGCCAACUUCCUCGGCCUCAGCGCCCUCGACUCCAACAAACCCAUCAUUGGCUCCUCGGGCGCCAUUCCGUUUCUUGUAAACACCCUCAAAGACUCCCCCAACCCUCAGGCGAAGCAGGAUGCCCUCAGAGCCUUCUGCAACCUCUCCAUCUCUCCCACCAACACGCGACCCAUCCUCGACACCGACCUCAUCCCGCACCUCCUCUCCGAGCUCGGGUGCGGCGGCUCAGCCACGAGCAACCGAAUCCUCUCGAUCCUGGCAAAUAUAGUCUCGGUGGCCGACGGUAGGAGGAGAAUUGCGUCCGUCCCGGACACAUUCCCCUUACUUGUGGAUGUCUUGGGCUGGACGGACUCACCCGAGUGUCAAGAAAAGGCAUCGUACAUUCUAAUGGUGAUGGCCCAUAAAUCUUACGCGGAUCGGCAGGCCAUAAUCGAGGCUGGGGCCGUCUCGGCCCUGCUCGAGCUCACUCUCUUGGGCAGCGUGCUGGCGCAGAAGAGGGCUUCGAGGAUGCUGGAGCUGCUGAGGGUCGACAAGGGCAAGCAGAUUGUUGUCGGGGGAGGAGGAGGGAAUGUGUCGGCCCCGCUGAUGUCAUCACCUUCACCGUCAACUUUUGACCGAGCGGAGGAGGAGGAGGAGGAGGAAGAGGAGGAGACGAUGAGCCACGAGAAGAGGGCGGUGAGGCAGCUGGUGCAGCAGAGCCUGCACACCAACAUGAAGAGGAUGGUGGAGAGGGCGAAUUUGCCGCACGAUUUUGUGCCCUCCGAGCACCUCAAGGCCCUCACGUCUGGCUCCUCCACGUCCAAGAGCUUGCCGUUUUAG
Molecule: messenger RNA, 1401 nt
Organism: Striga hermonthica
Lineage: Eukaryota; Viridiplantae; Streptophyta; Magnoliopsida; Lamiales; Orobanchaceae
Source: the annotation of a GenBank genome assembly